AUGUCCGCGCAGUCACUUAGCCCGUGGCUAGCAGACUUUAUUCAAGAAGAAAUCAAUCAAGUUCUUGCGUGGCAGGAUAAUUUGAAGAACGGCAUCAAGGUUGAAAAUGACCAUCUAGAGAACUUCCCAUACAAACAUGAUGGCAGCAAUUUCAGGAGUUUCAUUUCGCAACCUGCCCCUGGCAAGAGUGAAGUGCAACUGAUCGAAGUUCUCAGCUCACCCGAUGCUACGGGGGUCAAGGUAGUGGUUUCUGAUGGCCACACGCAAUUGAAAGCCCGAUUGUUGGGCAGUGCAGUCGACAUAUUGGAAGCUGAAUUGGAUGAGAAACUUGGGAAGGAUACGACGAAUGAUGUCUUUCGUCUCAAGCGAUUUGUGGUUGUCUUUACUGCGGUUGGAUCCGAGACCGAGUGGAUACAAUUGACCAUUGAAGAUAUCGAAUAUCUCUACCACAGGCGUAGAAACCUGGGUCAACCGACGCCUGUUGAACAGGACAGCAACAUCCGGCCCUUGAUCACGGAGAACGUAACCUCAUUACUCUUGUCCAGGGCAGAGGCCGAAGCCGAAGAGAUUGAAGAAGACUUGUUGUCACAGGAGUUGCAAGAUGACUCUGCGUCGGUCGCAAUUCCUCAAAGUUCGCCCCCACAGUUGCCAGUGUCUCAGCCGCCACAAGACAAUGCAGACGGGGAUUCAGCUCGCAAGAGGCGAAAACCUCAGCACACUCUCGACGGGGAUGGUUUCGAAUUCCAGACUGGUGUGAAUCUUGAAGGCCCUGUCAAAGCUCAGCGGAGAAAGGAAGUCGACCUCCUUAGCCUGAUGCGUAAGGAUCAACCCCGGCCUGAAAUAGUGGCAGAGACGCCAGUCAAGCCUUCUGGUCAGAAUGGGGACAUUCGUGGAAAGGGAGUAUUCGCCGAGAGGGCCGACAAUGAAUCGCAAUCAGUGGCAUGCUCGCCGGAAUCAAUGGAACUCGAUGUCAGUCCUCCGCGACCAGUAGCUUCGCAUCAAACCCGUGGACAGUCUCAGGCUCCACGAUCUGGCGCCUCGCAAGCCGAUGCUCCUCACUCUAAUCAGCGCUCCGAAGUCUUGCAGACCGGGUCUCUGCGGCCAAGCAUUUCGCGACUCAGCCCUGAGCGACAUGGCUACCCGCGGCCUCCCAGUCCCGUGGCUGUCAAGAAACCAAGCCAACCCAAGGUUACGCGCUCCACCCAGGCCAAAUCCCGCGUUCCAUAUGGACGCCGCAAAAUACCCUCAAACCAACGAGCGCUACUUGACAAGGAGACAUCAUGGCUCCCCUCUCUUCCAGGUCGCCGCUUCCCAAAGCCAAAUAUUCCCAUCGAGCUGCUCACGAAGUGGAAUGAAGACAUAUCUCCAUCACAAAACUCAGUUCCAGCUUCUGGCUGUGAGCAAGCGACCCCGAACCGAGAGUCGCGCUCGUCAGGUGCUACCAAAGGCGGCGUUCCCCAACAGGAAGAAUCCUCAUCAGAAUCAUCCUCCGAGUCCAGCGAUGGUGCCGAUAAAGAGGUCUCGGAAUCGGAAUGGCCCGCCAGUUCGCCGCAAGCUCCUCCACAACCUCGUCCAGAUCUUCCUCCGGACAGCUCCCUCGGCGAUGGGGAUUUGUUCGUCGAACCGCCCAGACCUUUGGAGCGUCACAAGCCUACUCAAAGAGCGAUGGCCCGUCCGCAGGCAACGCCGCGUCACCCGCUACCCAAUCGACCCGCGGGACCACUACCAGAACAUKGUGAUGCAGUUCGAAGCCAGCAUCAUUCUCCAUCCAUGAUACCAUUUCAGCGUGUGCAACCUCAGGAACAACCCUCUCUCCGACUGCAACAAUAUUCAAGAGAACCAUCAGAUGUAUCUAGUCCGGCCGACGGGAGGAACGACGCUGCGAGGUCAGGAUCAUCCACCUUUAACCGCGAUUCCAUGUCACCUGGCGCGCAACAAAGCGAACCCCGUGCUAGCAGUAGUUCGUCGGCCCACAGGAACAACGCACAAACUUCCGCUUCAGCCAGGUCCAGCUUCUCCACAACACUCCCUGGCCUGAAUCUCUCGAAACAACCAGUGGAGAACAUCCAUCCCGCACAUCCCAUACCACGCCUCGCGGCCCCUUGCCUCCUAGAGAAUUCGGUCGACAAUCAAAAAGAGCAUGGCAGGAAGGUUAUCGUAAGCAGGAAGAAAGGCUGA
Ramularia collo-cygni is the source of this 2178-nucleotide messenger RNA. RefSeq lists its product as uncharacterized. Gene Ontology annotation, molecular function: telomeric repeat DNA binding. Gene Ontology annotation, biological process: telomere maintenance via telomerase. Lineage: Eukaryota; Fungi; Ascomycota; Dothideomycetes; Mycosphaerellales; Mycosphaerellaceae. The transcript has 4 exons. Bases 1 to 2178 code for a protein of 725 amino acids. Gene Ontology annotation, cellular component: chromosome, telomeric region; telomerase holoenzyme complex. The record is from RefSeq and is a predicted model, not a curated record.